Molecule: messenger RNA, 1410 nt
Organism: Lichtheimia ornata
Lineage: Eukaryota; Fungi; Mucoromycota; Mucoromycetes; Mucorales; Lichtheimiaceae
Exons: 7
Coding region: 1-1410 (469 amino acids)
Biological process (GO): protein polyubiquitination; ubiquitin-dependent protein catabolic process; positive regulation of proteasomal ubiquitin-dependent protein catabolic process
Cellular component (GO): ubiquitin ligase complex; cytoplasm
Molecular function (GO): ubiquitin conjugating enzyme binding; ubiquitin protein ligase activity; zinc ion binding
Source: RefSeq, a predicted model, not a curated record
AUGCCACCUACCACUACUACUAUCAUGGGUUCAACUACCAACACCAACAAACAACCUCAUCAUCAUCAUCAAUGGAUAGGCUUUUUACCGUUAUAUCGACUACUCGUCGCUGCCAUUUGUAUCUUUCUUUUUCCUUUCUUUAUCCUCAGCACGUUGGUUUCCGGAAUUCUUGGCUUGAUCAUUAAUCGCAUGGUGCAUCCACACACCAACGCGGCAUCAUCAGGUGGUGGUGGUGCUGCUGCUGCAACUACAACAACAACAGCCACUUUGACGUCAGCAACAGAGGACCACAACCACAACAACCACAAUCACAUUCACCAUCAUGAUGACGAUGACGACGAUGAUGAUGAUGACAAUGACGAUCCUCAAGAUAACAUGGAGUAUUGGCUUCAACGAUGCUCCAUUUGCUUUGAAGCUCAACUUGAUUUAUGCCUUGAUUAUUGUCGUGAUCAAUAUUGUCUUGAUUGCUUCCGCAGAUACGUGACCAAUGUCGUUACCUCGUCAUGGGGUCUAAGUGUGACCAAGAUCAGGUGCCCUGUAUGUCAGGACCAUAUCCCACAAAGUGAAUGGAGCAAAUUCGUACCAAAGAGCGUCGUGGAUCAAUACAAUCGCUUCAAUCAACCUUAUCGCAGCUUUUCACGUUGUUGUCCUGGGUGUGAAACGGAGGUGAUGCCCUGUCAAAGAUUACAACGAAGUCAACCCAGACGCGUCCAUGGACUACUCAAAGAAUACUUGCUUCAAUGCACCGAACACCAUGAUCAUCCACGUCAUCGUAUGCUGUUGCGAGAUUUAUUACCAGUCUAUGAACGCCAAGAAUGGUCUAGCCAUACAUUGUUGGAUGUGUACAAGCGUACGAUUCAUGCGCUCAAGGUCUUGGAACGGGACCAUCCCUCUUUUAUCCAGCCCCUUGCCAUUGCACAGCAAAUCUUAUGCUUUGACAUGAAGCCUGACACUUGGAGAAAGCUACAAUUUAUUCACAUUGGCCAAUUCCCUGAUAUCCAUUGUCCCGAAUGCAACAUGGUCUUUUGCUUACAAUGCGGUAAUCAACAACAUCCAGGCUCUACAUGUGAGCAAUACAUGCAAAACGUGGUGGAUCAUCAUGCUGCACCCGUCGAAGUGAUAGAGACAUUUCAAUGGCAGCUGAAAAACAGCCGACGUUGUCCCAGUUGCUCUAUCAUGAUCCAACGCGAUGAAGGUUGUAACAAGGUGGAUUGCUCAUUGUGUGGUUAUUGCUUUUGCUGGGCAUGCUUAUCACAAUGGUCAGACAAAUGUGGUUUUUAUCAUUGUUCACGAUCACCCACCUCUGAAUACGCCAAUACGUCUCCCGAACAUUCAAAUGCAAAGACCGAGCUUGGAGUACCCAAUGUUUCUUCCAUUCAAGCACGACUCUAUCCAGGCAUCAAUGCUUAA